AUGGAGAUUGAGUCCGAGGAUACAGUGUCUCCGCUUCCGUCCCUGCCUGGAAGGUCCUAUUCCUACAAACAUGUCAUUCUUCCCUUUAACCGGCGGACUAAUGUGACAUUAGACAUGCCACGGGGCAGUGAUAGCUCCCUCAGCCAGGUCAGCAUUGGCAGCCAUGGUAGUUCCCAAGGGAGCUAUGCUAGCCACGGUACAACGCGAAGCCGCAACGAGGACACACACAACUUCAGCGCCCCCUAUCAGGGUGCAGAGGCAUGGUGGAGUGUAGGGGGGUUCUUAGAACAGGGUCUCACUCACCAGAGUGUGGGUCUUUCUCUCCAUAAACAUGGCGAUGAAGAUACUUGGGAUUUAUCAGACUCACUGGCUGAUCUCUACCAUGAGGUCAAUAAACGGGACAAGGAAUCACUUGACCAAUCAAAUGAGGAGGAAGAAGAACCGGAAAAUAACAACAAAGCAUACAGUAUUGACAAACAAUGGAUAGAUCAGGAUACCAGCAAUGGAUUUAUACGAGUGUUCGAUUCUAAUUCUGAAUCUUCAAAACUCUUCCCAUCAACAUUGUCCACGACGGCACAGAAAAUAUGUUUUCAGUGCGGGAGACCGCCAAACUCCCUUCAUAUUCAAUUCAAUGGGGACAUCAUUAAAAGGCUGGAGCCGUUUGAUUGUCCCCUGGCACUACAGAAUGAAUACUUACAGAAAAUUGGUUAUAGGGAUAUUCAUAAAAUACAGGAAAUGGGAUCUAACGACAGUAUACCAUGGCUUGUCAAAUUCUAUGCAGGGAAACCAAUUUCGGACAGCACAUACUCCCGAAAUCAGUUGUCAGCAUAUGCCAUGGUCAGGAAAGGGAAACUACUCCAUCAGUGGGUGCGAAGGCUGUGUGUGGUGUCUGGAACUCGACUUCAAAUAUACAGAGAUAAAAACAAGAACUCAAAACCAACUGUUGUACAAUUGGCUAAGGGGUCUGUGGAAGAGGUGCAGGUCAAAGGUCAUGAACUCUGCUUGAAAUUGACAUCCACUCUUCAAGGUGACAGAUCAGUGUAUCUGGCAUUUUCUGAUGAAAACACUUAUUCAAAAUUCAUCAGGAAAACGAAAAAGGCGACAGCAAAGCUUCCAUCAAAGGCAGACUUGUCUAACUGCCACUUAGAGUUCCUACCCGAGACUGUGUUCAUAAACGAAGAUCUACGUAUCCUCAAUCUCCGCCAUAAUGCCCUUAAAGAGAGGCCAAUUGAGGAAGAUAUAUACACCAUUGGCUGGCUAGAUGACCUGCCCAGGUUCAGCAACCUUCGAAGUCUGAACUUGGCUGACAAUGAUCUCCAGUGUUUUCCCAUUGCCGUUUGCAAGAUGAGGACUCUAACAGAACUCAACGUGGCGAGUAACAAAAUCACAGAAAUUCCAUCAGAAAUAUCCGAUCUUUCCAAUUUACAGAUGCUGCAUGCUCAUAAUAACCAUCUGACAUUCCUACCUGAAAGCAUGGGUGAAAUGAGGUCACUUAAGGUCAUCGUUCUUGCUUUCAACCACUUUACCACAGUCCCAGAUAUCCUGUUGGAUUCCCAUCAGGCUUUUUUCCAUCAGCACCUAGACAGUGUUAUCAUGGCUGGAAACCGUGUGGAAAGACUGCCUCACGAAAUUCUCAGUAAAAUGAGACAUGUGAAAAAAAUAGACCUGCGGAUGAAUUGCCUUACAUUGCUCCCAAGUGAAACUGCCAAAUUUCAUAUGUUGGAAAAUGUGACACAUCUAGAUGUGCGAGACAAUCAUAUUCCUGAUUUGGAUGUGCGAUCACUGAAAGCUUUGGAAUAUUUAAAUUGUGAAAGAAAUGCAAUGCACACACUUCAGAUCAAUGGAAUGUCUUUGAAAAAUCUUUUUGCAUCAAAAAAUGAACUGCAGACUUUUUCCAUCAAUCCAAAACCAGAAUGGCUAGUCAAUUUAGAAAUAGCUCGCAAUAAACUAAUGGUCCUACCUCCCUGGGUGUCGGAGUGCUUUUUUCUGGUAAAGCUAGACGCCAGUCACAACAAGCUGCAAAAACUCCCAAAUAAGCUGUUUGUGAACGCCCAGAAGUUAAAGAUACUGAUGCUGGGACAUAACUGUUUAUCCGAACUGCCAUUAGAGAUGGAGUCUACAGCAAUAGAAGAGCUCCACCUACAGUGCAAUGACCUUGCGGUUCUUCCUCAACAACUCCUCUGUCGCGCGUCCAGAUUGCGGUACCUGAAUGUGACGAUGAACCAGCUGGAGGAUAUGCCACCCUUUCCCCACACUGAUGGCGUAAACAGGAUGCAGGAGCUGUUUAUGUCGGGAAAUAACUUGGGAAAUGCAGCACUCCCCUUUGCAUGUACAUUUCCUCGACUCAAGGUGCUGCAUAUUGCCCACAAUAACAUCACUGACCUCCAUAGCAGAGACAUUAACAGACUGGAGGUGCUGCAGGAACUUAACAUAUCCGGGAACCUAUUACGUUCCCUUCCUUCUGCACUGUGUAAACAUCCCAAGCUUCAGUGUCUCCGAGUGAAUGCCAACCUCCUCAAGGAAAUACCUGACUUCAAAAAGUCACCCAGCCUCAAGAUACUGGACGUAGGAUCAAAUCGUCUGUCAGAGUUACCUGUCAGUAAACUGAUGGGAUCUCAGGUACACCUACUGGAUAUCUCUGGUAACCCGAACUUGAUGGUGGACAGCGGAGAGCUCAAGGGUAUCAGCAACUGGAAGAAGAUCAGUAUGGUAGACAUGAGGGGACAGAACCGAUCUCUCCUGGAUCUGAGACAAGCUCCAUUUGAUGAUGUAAACCAGCCCUGGCAGUCGGGAUUGUCUCAGACUUCUGGCAUGAGAAACAAGCUAUCUGUGGCCAUUGUGAACAAACCAAAGUUCACCAACGAAGUGGAGGGGUUGUUCGGGAUGUUUGAUGGGGGUCGAAACGAUGAGGUGACCAAGAUUUUAGGUGACAUCAUAUGUGAUACCCUGCUAGCCGAGUCCAAGACGAUCUCCUCACAGAAACUCUGCAUGAAGUACACCAUGCUGGCAGCUCAUACGAAGCUCAAGAGUACAGGUCAGAAGGUAGGAGCAGCUGCUGCUCUUUGUCACAUCAAGAAGGUCACAGAGGGGACUAACACACAUCACCUGCUUAAUGUGGCUAAUGUAGGCGACACAGAGGUGGUCAUCAGUCGUAGUGGUGAGGCAGUGACUCUGUCACGUCUCUUUCUGAUCCAGUCAGACACGGAGGAGAGCCAGCGGAUCUGUAGAUCCGACGGCAUCAUCACAGAGGAUGGCAGAGUAAGUGGAGUGACGUUCAAUACACGACUACUCGGUUGUAGCUAUUUAUACCCACAAGUUCUUCCAGACCCUCACAUCACCUGUGUCAACCUCAGACAAGACGACCAGCUCAUCAUCAUCGCCAACAAUGGUCUCUGGAAGUACAUGUCAUACCAGGAAGCUGUUGAUGAAAUCAUAGAUAUUCCUGACCCUGUUCGGGCGGCAAAACGCCUCCAGGAUUUAGCUCAGGGAUAUGGUUCCAAGGAAAGUAUUGGAGUCCUUGUUGUUCGGCUGUUUUUGUCGGAUGCUGAACGCCUCAGGAUGAAAGACAUCCUCGAGGAACAAUUCAAAUAUGAACAAGAACUUUUAAGUGAGAUUGCUAAAAGAGAUGCCGCUCGGGAUGAAGAGAGGCGAAGGAGAAAAGCACGAAAAGCUCAAGAGGAAGAUGCUGUACCAAUGGACAUAUUGAAGCUACGAGAGGCAAAACGGCAACAGAGGAAACAAGUCACAGAGGUGUUUAAUGUAGAGGAAGGUGCUGAGGAAAGUGGAGAAUAUGUUAGUCUAAAAAGCAUGAGCUCAGAUUCUAAUAGUGGUUCUGUGAAUUCCACGAAUUGGGAAUCGCUUCUACAGCAGCGGCUGACAAGUGAAGUUAAAGACAAGGAGAUAGAGAUGGUGCUCGGGGAGGAUUUGGAUGCUGAGUUUGGUCCAGCUGUGGACCAGGUUGAUUCUAAUUGGGUACAGCAAGGAGGUAAAUACCUGGGUGACAAUGCCUACCAUUUGGGUAGAGAAAUCGUGAAACCUCCAUCUCCAUGUGUUGAUACUGGACCCAAGUAUGAACCUUUCAUGGGUCCUGUAUCAAGACCAGUCUCAACAGAAUCCAUUGAGUUUCAAAAAGAAUAUAACCAGCCAUUUGACAUAGACAGAGAUGCCAUUUUGUUUCAUCAGAUGCAGCUAGCGCGAUCAAAGAGUCGAGGAGCUAGUAUUGACAGUAUGGACUCAACUCAGUCUGUCCCUGUGAGUGGUUCGAUCCGACAGUUUGAGCCUCAAGCUAAGACAUCGUCACAUAGCAUUGAGGUUCUCAUUCAUAGAACGGCAUCCUUACCAAAGAAAGCAGAAUUUGGAGUGUCUGUUCCUGAUGCACGGAGGUCAAAAGGUCAAAAACACAGAGCAGAUAGUGACAAUGAAGGUUCUGAUGAAGACCUGGAGCCUGCAGGAGAGGGACGACUUGAUGAAAGAGUGUCAUUAUCUGAUGGAACCAUCAGAAGAGGGUCAUCGAAAAAGAAUAAACCUAUUCCAUCAAAAAGAUUGUCACAAGAAAGGACAAGGAGGGAAGAAAAAGAUCAUUUGGAUGUAAACAUGUCAAAAAUAUCAUCAACUGGACAAAAGGAUUACAAGUCUGUAGAAGAAGACCAGCAUGUUGUAACAGAAUCUAUGGAGCAAGUGUUCAAUUUCACAAACUCUGAAGAAAGUGUGAAAUUUCCUGAUAUAAGAGAAAUUGGAAGAUUUUCUCGGUCAGAAGACUCUGAAGGUGGAAUGGCAUUUACAGAAGAAAUAAUUGAAGUUUCAGAUGUAGAGCAAUGUGUGAAAUAUGACAAUGGAGAAGAAAUAAUUGUCAUAGACACAUACGACCUUUCUGGUAAUGAACAAAUUGAUCUAAGGGACACAACCAAACUUGAAUCUGAAAAUACAGAAAUGUAUGACCUUCCGAUGUACCUGGGAGGUAGCACGGAUAGUGACCCUGCUGUACAUGUGUUCAAAUCUGAAGUUCCUGUUCCGGACGUACAAGAGGAAGAUUUAUCUGUUGUCAGUGGUUACAAAGGAACAAAAAAGGAACCAAAAAAGCAUCCAGCACCUGCACCCCCUAAACCCUACCUACCCCCAAGAACAGUCCCAUCCAAAUUUCAAAAGAAUGAGAUUUUGAUAGACUGGAGAGCUUACAAACCCAGGAAGUCGAGGAAAGCACCAUCACCACCGUUACCUUCUCAGAGACCUUCGUCUCCCCCAAUUCCAGAAAGAGCAACAUCCCCAACCCCUCAUGUUAAUAGAUUAGCCCCUUCACCCCCUCCUCAUGAGGCCUUUGUCCCUCCAGUUAAAACAAGUAAGAAGAUUCCCCCACCCAGACCACCUUUGCCAUCAGACCAUAACCCAAGUGUUCCCAACAAGAACUCAAGUAUACAGGUGAAUGGCCAAAGGGGAAAGGUUGUUCCAACUAGACCUCCCCCUCCACACCCUCCAAAUAGAAACUCUAGUCUUGUUAGCAAUGGUCACCACACUGUGAUGGCUAUUGAGGAUCUUUAUGCGAAGGUUGAGCAGCGCAAGAGUCCUCCAGAAUCCUUGAAACUAGCUCAGGAAUCCAACUCCCUCACUAGUCUCAAAGAACUUUAUGAGAUGAUGGAAGAGGAUGAUGAGGCAGAUGUCACUAUUCAAGACUGGGGUCAAAGGUCAAGAAGGGGUGUGGCUAAUCAAGGAAGUCAAAAUUCAAAAGGAACUGAUGUUGAUGAUAAAGGUCAGAUAGACAAUAAGGUGAAACAGAGUGACUUAAACUACCAACAUAAGAUGCCAAAAACUGUUUCUUGGGAUUUAUUAACUUCUUCCGGUACUCAGUUGAACAGGUCUUUAUCAGAGCAGAGCUUGAUUAUUACAUACCUGUAA
This is a messenger RNA of Ylistrum balloti, 5889 nucleotides long. RefSeq names its product PH domain leucine-rich repeat-containing protein phosphatase 2-like. Gene Ontology annotation, molecular function: protein binding. Bases 1 to 5889 code for a protein of 1962 amino acids. Lineage: Eukaryota; Metazoa; Mollusca; Bivalvia; Pectinida; Pectinidae. The record is from RefSeq and is a predicted model, not a curated record. The transcript is spliced from 17 exons.